This is a messenger RNA of Chiloscyllium plagiosum (whitespotted bambooshark), 1567 nucleotides long. NCBI's taxonomy places the organism in Eukaryota, Metazoa, Chordata, Chondrichthyes, Orectolobiformes, Hemiscylliidae. The record is from RefSeq and is a predicted model, not a curated record.
GUGUUGAGGAAUUCCAGGCGGACACUGUCUUUCUCUGUCUCUGGGCCGUUUGAAGGGGAUGUCCACCGCGCGCUCUGGUUAAAGGGGACAGUUUCCAUCCAGAACAUUCCUACCCCCCAGGGCCUAAAUUCUGGUAAAGGCAGACUUAAAUUAAAAUGGCUGAACAAAGACAACGUGCACUUUCUACAUCUGGGGAAGCACUUUAUCAAAUUCUAGGCCUCGAGAAAGGAGCUUCGCAUGAAGAGAUAAAAAAAUCUUAUAGAAAGCUUGCUUUGAAACACCAUCCAGACAAAAAUCUUGAUAAUCCAGAUGCGAGUGAUAAAUUCAAAGAGAUCAACAAUGCUCAUUCAAUACUGUCAGAUAUAACCAAACGAAACAUUUAUGAUAAAUACGGUUCACUGGGACUGUACAUCGCUGAACAAUUUGGUGAAGAGAAUGUGAACACAUACUUCAUGUUGUCUAGCUGGUGGGCAAAGGGCCUUUUUGUGUUCUGUGGGUUGAUCACUGGCUGCUACUUCUGCUGCUGCCUCUGUUGCUGCUGUAACUGUUGCUUUGGUAAAUGCAAGCCCAAGUCCCCAGAGGGUGAAGAAUAUGAGUACUAUGUCUCACCAGAGGACCUGGAGGAACAAAUCCGCACAGACAUGGAGAAUGAUGGGGAGAUUCCAGUUGUGCUGCAGCCUACAAAUGCAAAUGAGAAAACUCAGCUCAUUGGCGAUGGCCGACGUAGCUACAACACAGAUGGGUAGAAUUUAAGAGAACAACAAGUUGUGCUGAAAUUCUCAGCAACUGUUACGAUGUGGACAUGCCAUGGAACGUGGUUGUAUUUUCUGUUUGGUAAAUAACAUUAUCAGCUAUGGUCUUGAUAUUACACAAACAACCACCAUCACUAGUUACCACAGUGGUAAAAAGCAAUUUGAAAACCCUAUCUUCAAGCAAAGCCCAGUAUUGUUGUAAAAGCUUUAAAUUAUAUUCAUUUUUUUUCUCAGUUUACUUUAUAACAUCAUCUGGAAUCAAACACUUCAUUAUUUGAAAAACUGCUGAUUCUCUUUAAUAUGUUUUCUCCGUCAAAUAUGUCAUAUUUUGUAUACCAUGUAACCAGAUUUCACCUUGGAUAAGCAGAUGUAUUUUAUUCAAUAAACUCCAUCUAACAUACGAGGGUGGAGAUGAAAAUUAACUCUCAUUUCCACUUUACUAGCAAUUCAUUGCCUCAACAAUAAAAAAAUUAGAAAUAAUAUUUUACUACAAAAUUUUGCAGUAAUUCUGAUACUUGCUCCUGAAUUGUUUGUGGUUGGAAUAUUUUCAUGGCACCUCUGAAAGUAAUAGACUCACUGAUCUCGUAACCACUGUGACAAAGUCUGGGUGACAGCAAGGAGUAAGGCAAGGACUUUUAUCAGUUAUAGCUUAGAAACUCUUUGUGGAGUACAAGUGAACUGUGCUAGAGAUUUUAGCAAAGUGUCUUAGGUCAAAAAAAUCAUUAAAAGUACUUGAAUAGAUACUGUAUGAGAAUUAGACAAUAGACAAUAGGUGCAGGAGUAGGCCAUUCUGCCCUUCGAGCCUGCACCACCAU